This is a messenger RNA of Camelina sativa (false flax), 730 nucleotides long. Its product is annotated as MLP-like protein 31. NCBI's taxonomy places the organism in Eukaryota, Viridiplantae, Streptophyta, Magnoliopsida, Brassicales, Brassicaceae. The record is from RefSeq and is a predicted model, not a curated record. Gene Ontology annotation, biological process: defense response.
AAGACUCACUCAUUAAAACCUAAAGAAGGAACACAUCCGUAUUAAAAAAAAAUGGCACAAGCUACGCGUCAGUCUUCUCUCGAAGGGGAGCUUGAGGUAGAUGUUGAGAUCAAAGCUUCGGCAAAGAAGUUCCACCAAAUGCUCGCUGGAACACCACAAGAUCUUGCAAAAGCCACUCCUGACAACAUCCAGGGAUGUGCUGUGCGUGAGGGAGAGUUUGGCAAAGUUGGCAGUAUCAUUUUCUGGAACUAUGCUAUUGAUGGGCAGCCAAAGGUGGCGAAGGAGAGGAUCGAGGCAGUGGAUCAAGAGAAGAAUCUGUUAGUGCUCAGGGUAAUAGAUGGAGAUAUGAUUAAAGGAUUCAAGAGAUUGUUGAUCACUGUCCAGGCAACCCCAAAUCUAAGAGGACCUGGAAGUGUGGUUAAGUGUCACUUAGAAUAUGAGAGGAUUGACGAGAAGGUGGCUCAUCCGGAGGAUCUGCUCACACUGUUUAUCAAGGCAGCCAAAGACAUUGACAAAAUGCUUUUGUCCCAAGUCUAGAGAACUUGCCAGAUAUCUAUCUAUCUAUCUAUCUAUGUUUGUGGGUGUAUUCUAAGAUGUCUCAAUAAUUUGCUCUCUCUAUGAAGAGAUCUAGUCUGCAAGUAUUGCAGAGUUUGUGUUAUGUACGUUUGAAGUUGUACUGAGUUGCAAACUGUAACCACUGUUGCUAUAAGUUUCACCUAUAUGCAUGUUA